This is a messenger RNA of Harpia harpyja (harpy eagle), 3327 nucleotides long. It is a transcript of the gene TESK1, whose product is annotated as testis associated actin remodelling kinase 1. The record is from RefSeq and is a predicted model, not a curated record. NCBI's taxonomy places the organism in Eukaryota, Metazoa, Chordata, Aves, Accipitriformes, Accipitridae. Gene Ontology annotation, molecular function: protein serine/threonine kinase activity; ATP binding. The transcript is spliced from 9 exons. Bases 46 to 2349 code for a protein of 767 amino acids. Gene Ontology annotation, cellular component: cytoplasm; nucleus. Gene Ontology annotation, biological process: actin cytoskeleton organization; protein phosphorylation; positive regulation of stress fiber assembly.
GGCGGGUCCCCGGCCACGGGGGGGGCUGCCCGGCCGGGGAUGUGAAUGGCGCUGGGGGUGCUCGGCGGGACCGACAUGGAGUGGGAGAAGACGCCGCGGCGGCCCGGGGAGGGCGAAGGAGAGGCGGCGGGGCCCUGGCCGGGCUGCGGGCGGCUGCGGCCCUCCUCGUACCGGGCGCUGCGCAGCGCCGUCUCCACCCUGGCGCGCAUCGACGACUUCUACUGCGAGAAGAUCGGGGCCGGCUUCUUCUCCGAGGUCUUCAAGGUGCGGCACCGCCAGUCGGGGCAGAUCAUGGUGCUGAAGAUGAACAAGCUGAUCAGCAACCGAGCCAACAUGCUGCGGGAGGUGCAACUGAUGAACCGUCUCUCGCACCCCAACAUCCUCAGGUUGAUGGGGGUGUGCGUGCACCAGGGACAGCUGCAUGCGCUGACGGAGUACAUCAACGGUGGGAACCUGGAGCAGCUGCUGGACAGCGCUGUGCCCCUCUCCUGGUCCAUACGUGUCAAGCUGGCCCUCGACAUUGCCUGUGGCCUGCGCUACCUGCACUCCAAGGGCAUCUUCCACCGUGACCUCACCUCCAAGAACUGCCUGGUGCGCUGCGAGGCCAAUGGCUACACGGCUGUAGUGGGUGACUUUGGCUUGGCGGAGAAGAUCCCCACCUACAGUGAGGACAGCGAGAAGGAGCCUCUGGCUGUGGUGGGCUCCCCAUACUGGAUGGCACCUGAGGUGCUGCGAGGGGAGAUCUACAAUGAGAAGGCCGAUGUGUUCGCGUACGGCAUCAUCCUGUGCGAGACCAUCGCUCGUAUCCCCGCUGACCCUGACUACCUGCCCCGCACCGAGAAUUUUGGUCUGGAUGUCGCCACUUUCUGCACCAUGGUGGGAAUCGACUGCCCGGCGGCCUUCCUCCAGCUCGCUUUCCACUGCUGCAGUAUGGAGCCCACCUCCCGCCCCUCAUUCCUGGAAAUCACACAGUGCCUGGAGGGCAUCCUGCAGCACCAGCCAGGCGCCGAGGGCACCGGGGCCACCCUCUCCUGCAGCGGGGAGAGCCUGCCUACGCCUGGGACGGCGGGCACACUCAACGGUAUGUGGGCACCCUGGGGACAGGCCACAGUGGGGUGCAAGGAGCGGGGAUGCGGGUUGUCCCAUCCUACCCCGGCAGCUGUAGUGGAAGGAGACAGGGGUUGCAUGAGGUCUGCAGGAUGGAGCCAGUCCCUGUUCCCCCCUCGGGGUGCUCCCCUGGGUUGUUGGGCGCCUGGCACCCUGUGGCACCCCACGCCGGCAGCUGGUGACCCACUUCUGUGCCCGUGCCCAGGGGUAGCCGGGAGGGCGGCCGGCCGCGCCGAGCAGUCGCCCCUGCGCGAGCUGGGGACGCAGCACCUACAGCCAGACCAGCGCCUGUCUCGCAGCCAGUCCGACAUGUUCUCCCCGAAAUCGCCCACGCUGCUGCAGCCGCCGGAGCCCUGUGGCGAGGCCAGGACCAAGGAGACGUCCCCCCGCGUCAAUCCCUUCUCCCAGCGCGAGGACCUGAAGGGAGGGAAGAUCAAGCUCUUCGACACACCAAGCAAGUCGGUCAUCUCGCUUACCUUCGACCUGCCGCCUCCCGCCCCACUCCAGCUCAGUACCCCCGUGACGCCCGAUCCCGCCGUGGAGGUGCAGUGUGACUUCUCGGCCCCCACUGCCACCCCCCGCAGGUGCCACUCGCUGCCUGCCUCCCCCGAGCUGCCCCACCGGGGGGGCCUGGCGCUGGGCGUGGGGUCCCCCUGUCCUAAUGACAGCCCACAGCCCCCAGCCCUCCUUCCUCCCCCAGCCUGGGGACGAGCCCCCCCCCUCUGCCCCAGGGUGGAGGAGCAGACGGACCGCGGCCCCGAGAGCCCCGAGCCGCCGCAGCCCCCUCCGCCACCCCCCAACAGCAACUUCAUCCGCACAGCAUCCUCGGGCGCCCAAACCUGGCAGCCGGAGCCGCAAGCCCCCAGCGGGCUCUUUUUCAACAACAACCACGUGGUGGUCAGCAAACCCCUGGCUUGGGGCAGCGGGCUGGAGCACGGCUUCUCCGAGCUUAGCAUCCCCAGCACGGUGGCACUGGAGCAGACGGAGCGUGCGGCCAUGCUGCCCGGGCACAGCUCCGGCACCGUGCUGGAGCAGGACGAGGUGCUGCCCUGCCCCGGCUGCUGCCUGGGUCCCUUCAGCUUCGCCUCCGUCUGCCACCGGCCGGCACCCAGCCCGCCCCACUACCAGAACCUCAACUGCGAAGCCAAGAGCCUCCUCUGCCACGACCGGGGCCGCCACCAGAAAGCCCCAGGGCCGGUGCUGGCGGAGCCCAGCCUGAAGCUGCCGGAGGCGCAGUCCUAGUGCCGGGGACCCCCGGGGAGAGGGGCCGCAUCGGGCCGCCCCUCGGACCCUUCCGCAGCCACAGUGUGGGGCGGGUGUCGGAGCCUGGCGCGUCCCCACGGUCUGUCCUUGCUCUCUCCGUGCUUGGUGGCCACCAGUGGCCGUGGUGCCCCGUGCUGUGGCUGCCACGGCGCUGCUCAGGCGCUCGGGCACACGUCCCUCCAGGAUUGGCCUCGGGGGUCUGCGGGGAGCCCUGGGGGCGGGCUGGGUCCCUGCUGGGGACUGAAGUGCAAUAACACCCCUGCCCCAAGUGAGCUCCAGCGCUGGCCCGGGCGGCAGGGCUGGUCCCCCGCGGAGCCCCCGGGGCUCAAACCCUGGAUGCAGGACCCCACUUCCCCGAGGGCUCACCCCUCUCUGGGCUCUCACAGAGGGGUGUGCAAAGAGCCUGCUCCCCUGGGAGAACCAGGAGACCCCCACAGCCCCCCAGGCUGGGGGGUGAGCGGGGCCGGGCUAGGGGCAGAGGGGUCAGCGUGUGUAUGUGUGUGUUGAGGGACCCUGUGGGGCUGGUGGGUAUCCCCAUGUGUCCCCACAAGUGUGGGGAGCACAGCUGGCCCCUGACACAGGGAGGGGCGUGUAGGGAGCCAGGAGAGGGGUGAUGCCCAUGCAGCAGUGCAGGGGGAGGAUUGCCAGUGCUGGGGUUGCCCCUGCCUGCCCAACGCUGAGGGCUGGGUGCUGAGUCACAUCCCCCGACACAUGGGGUUGGCAGUGGGGUGCUGGCCAAAGGAGUGGGUGCCAUCCUGGCACCAGGGGAAGGGGCCAGUGGGCAGCACAGAUGGGCUGCCCAGCCCCUGGCAAGGGUGGGAGCCGGCUUUCCUCCCUCCUGCACAAUGCACUGGUGAAUGCAGAACUCUUGUGUUUUUUAUUAUUAAUAAUAAUAAUUGCUAGUAAUAUAUACCCAGCUUAUUUAAAGUGUUCAAUAAAAACUGAAUGUCCCAGCAA